AUGAAAAUUAUAGUCGUGGUUGUGAUAUUUACCAUUCUUGCCUCAAUCGUAGACAGUCGCGAAAUAUACGGAUUAAAGCCAAAUUUGAGGAACGGCACUGAGAAAAGCAUGGAAAUGCCAUAUUACGGAGACAGUGAAGAGUACGGAGACAGUGAACAGAAUGGAGAAGUUACAGAACCUAACUCUGAAGAAGAGGAGCAGAGAGAGGAGAAUGGUUUAACCAGUGACGAAAAGGAUUUUUGGAAGAAAACUUUUUUAGAGUAUGUGAACCUCAUGGAGUUUCUAAAAAACUCGGAAAUUAGUGAAGAGUACGGAGACAGUGAAGAAUACGAUGACAAUGAAGAGUCCGGAGACAGUGAAGAGCACGGAGAAGUUACAGAACCUAACUCUGAAGAAGAGGAGCAGAGAGAGGAGAAUGGUUUAACCAGUGACGAAAAGGAUUUUUGGAAGAAAACUUUUUUAGAGUAUGUGAACCUCAUGGAGUUUCUAAAAAACUCGGAAAUUAGUGAAGAGUACGGAUACAGUGAAGAGUACGAUGAUAAUGAAGAGUCCGGUGAUAAUGAAGAAACCCGAGAAGUUACAGAACCUAACUCCGAAGAAGAUUAG
Bactrocera neohumeralis is the source of this 606-nucleotide messenger RNA. RefSeq names its product VID27-like protein. The coding region runs from base 1 to 606 and encodes 201 amino acids. The record is from RefSeq and is a predicted model, not a curated record. Lineage: Eukaryota; Metazoa; Arthropoda; Insecta; Diptera; Tephritidae. The transcript has a single exon.